AUGGGCAUGAUCGCCAGCCCGGCGGGGGGCGCCAUCUACGAUACCAUGGGCCCGAGAGCAUCGGUGGUGUUGGGCAGCUGUCUCAUGGCCGUCGGCUACUCCCUGAUAGGCUUGACGACUGUUGCGGGAGGUGUCCUGUCCCCGACACUGACAGUUGCCCUUGCUGCGCUGGGCUCUCUUCUGGCCGGAUAUAGCAGCGAGUGCCUCCUGGACAACACUGUGUGCAUGGCAUGUUCGGAAUCCUUCCCGCACAACCGUGGAGCCGUGGUGGGGUGUGCCAAAGCAGCCGUUUCCACUACGAAUGGGCUCUGGCCACUUGUCUGGGACCACAUCUUCGACAAGCCCAAGGGGCCAGGUCUGCCCAGCUAUCUCGCAUGCCUGGCCAUGUCCUCCUUUGGCAUUGGCCUCCUCACGCUGCCAGGAAUCAAGGUGCUUCCUCGCGGAGAGCCGCGGCAAGCGUUCGACUGCCAGGACCACAGCCGCCUCAUUGUUCUCGGCACUCUGCUCGCCGCACUUGCCGUCUACAAUGUGAUCGUCAGCUUUUUUCUAUCAGAAGGAAGUUUAGAACCUUCACGGGCAGUGGGCUACUCUGGCAUAGCGCUGCAGAUGGCUCCCCUGGCCAUCUUGUUGACUGUCCGUGGGUCUCCAAGCUCGGAAGAGCUCCAGGCUCUCAAAGAAGAAGUCAGUUCGCCGAAGCGUGAGGUGCGUGGAGUGCCUUUUCUUGUGGCAGCUCAGGGCCUGGAUUUCUGGCUACUGAGCCUGAUUCAGUUCGCACUUUUCGGGGGGGCCCUAUCCGUCAUUCAGAACAUGGCCCUGAUCGUGGAGAGCGCAGGCCACUCCAGUGCUGCUAGCCUUGGCGUGGCGCUCUUCUCGCUCACCUCGGCGUUGUCCCGUGUUCUCGUCGGCAUCUUGAGCGACAAGUACAGCAAGUACCUCACCCGCUUGCACUGGCUCAUCUUCACAGUGGCCUGCGGUGCCCUGGGCUUUUUGUGGAUGAGCUUCAUGGACAUCCACAGUAUCAUGGUUGGGGCGCUGCUGCUAGGCGUCUCGAUUGGAUGCUUCUUUGUGAUAGUGGUCCCGCUGAUCAACGAGAUGUAUGGCAGCCUUGCUUUCGGGAAGAUUUGGCUCACGCAGAUGGCCAGCCAAUCUUUGUCUUCCAUGAUUAGCUUCCUGUUGCUCCCGGCUUUCUACGAGGGGGCGGCCGGAGGCAAGGCAAUCUGUGUGGGUGCUGGCUGCUUCCGGACGUCCUUCCUCCUGAUUGCCAUGCUCGACAUAGUCGCACUGGCGGCCGCCGUCCUCCUGCAGCUUCGCAACAGUGACUCGAAGCCACUGACCCGCUUGCUCUCCCAUUGA
Messenger RNA from Symbiodinium natans, 1353 nucleotides. Lineage: Eukaryota; Dinophyceae; Suessiales; Symbiodiniaceae. The record is from the annotation of a GenBank genome assembly.